AUGUUUGUCAUUCGUUUCACACCAGGCGUCCUCUUCUUUAUACUAGCUCCAGUCUUUGGUGCGCUCAUCAUUGUCGUCUGCAUCGUCCACGCGAAUCGUGGCAUCCGAGCGCGACGGGCAAGAGUAGCGGCGUUGGAAGAAGAUCAACUGCUAUCAAGAAGACCCGACGUCUAUAACUGUUGGCUCAAUCGUGGAACAUACACACAUGCCGAGCCCAGGCUCUCAGACUCGAAAUUAGACGGACUUUACUCGCCACAAGGACAUGCCUGGACUCCUUUGACACUACAAAUGACCGACGACGAUAAACUCGUGCUGGUGACGCUCAUUACGAUGCCGGCGGAGAACAAGCACAGGGCAGAAAUCGGCGACCAAGAAGUCGAAUUCGCAACUCGGGAUACCCAAUUAGAAACGCGUUCUAGGCUGCCAGUGUUGUAG
Messenger RNA from Serendipita indica DSM 11827, 435 nucleotides. Lineage: Eukaryota; Fungi; Basidiomycota; Agaricomycetes; Sebacinales; Serendipitaceae. The record is from the annotation of a GenBank genome assembly.